This is a messenger RNA of Coniophora puteana RWD-64-598 SS2, 2267 nucleotides long. RefSeq lists its product as uncharacterized. The transcript has 12 exons. Gene Ontology annotation, biological process: transcription by RNA polymerase II; transcription by RNA polymerase I; nucleotide-excision repair. Lineage: Eukaryota; Fungi; Basidiomycota; Agaricomycetes; Boletales; Coniophoraceae. The coding region runs from base 1 to 1821 and encodes 606 amino acids. The record is from RefSeq and is a predicted model, not a curated record. Gene Ontology annotation, cellular component: transcription factor TFIIH core complex; transcription factor TFIIH holo complex.
AUGCCGUGCAGCGCAAAGGCGUCGUACAAGAAGUUACCCGGCACUCUCGAGCUCAACGGCACCCAUAUCCAAUGGACACAGGACGGCAAGAAGGCGCCAGCAGUACGCGUACCUCAUGCUAGUUUCUUUUCCCUGUUCUGCAGCAAGGAUGGCUCUCCUCAGGUUCGCCUCAAGUUAGCACUCGUCAACGAUGACACAGGCCACAACUUCACAUUCAUCUCCACCCCUCAAUCGAUGGCACUUGCGGAACGAGAGACCUUCAAGACAGAGCUUACCAACAUCAUCGCCAAAAACCGAAGUGCACCUCAACAAACGCCCCAGCCGGCUGCUCCUCCGUCUCACAUCAAACUCCCCACCAACUCUGGGCCCAUCACCGCCGCCUCCUCAACUCCUGGAACCCCAGCUUCGUUCGCCCCUGCAGCCUCUCGUGCAGCUUCCGUUUCAAGCGAUGGGCGCACUCCCAUUAUACCAGGAACAGAUGCGGCCAGCGAUUUCAGACUUCGGAAACGCGUUCUUCUCGCCAACACGGAGCUGGCUUCCCUCCACAGGGAGCUUGUCAUGACGGGUCAGAUCACCGAAGCAGAGUUCUGGGAAGGGCGAGAACACCUUCUUCUUGCCGAGUCAAGCUCAACGUCUCAGAAACGAGGUCGACCAGGAACUCUAGUAGACCCACGCCCUCAAGCUAUUGAGGGCGGUGAGGUCAAAAUCAUCAUUACGCCUCAGCUCGUGACGGAUAUCUUUGAGGAGUUCCCUGUUGUUCAAAAGGCAUAUGCGGAAGUGGUGCCCAAGAAGCUCAACGAAACAGAAUUUUGGAGACGAUAUUUUCAGUCAAAACUCUUUCACGCCCAUCGAGCAAGUAUCCGCUCAUCCGCAACGCAGCACGUUGUCAAGGAGGACCCCAUUUUUGACAAGUAUCUCGAGAAGGAUGACGAUGAGAUCGAACCUCGGCGUGCACGAGACGAGAUACACGAUCUUUAUAUUAAUCUUGGGGCAACUAAUGAAGACCACGAGGAGACGGGGAACACGAAAGACUUUACUAUGCAAGCUGGUCGCCAGCGUGGAGCCCUUCCUUUGAUUCGAAAAUUCAACGAACACUCUGAGCGAUUACUAAACUCGACAUUAGGAGAUGGUCCAGCGAAAAAGAAGCGGAAAACAGAUGAUGACGACGAAUAUCGACGAAUAGAACUUGAAGACCUCAAUGACUUCGAAGCAUCUUCCGGAAUUGUUCUAGAGAUGCAGGACCGUCAACGAUAUUUCGAGGGCCGAGGCUCAGGUGCUAAUGGAAACGCUGACGGCGAUGACCCUGCGAAGGCCGUUGACAUCAGGCACGUUUUUGCGGAGGCCCGGAAGAGUACAGUGGAUUGGUCGUCAAGGUUCUCACAGCUUAAGGUUGAAAAGAAGGCGGGGGAUGCAGCGUUCCAAACCAUGACCCAGAAUGUUGCUACUCGACUAAAGUCAAAGGGGCAGAAGAAUGAUCUUCCCCCGACUCUCUUCGCCUCGAUGCGGACGUGUCAAACAGCAGCGAACGAGUUUCUUCGGCAAUUCUGGACGUCGAUGUAUCCGCCAAUAGCCCUCCCCGGGUUGUCGAAUGGGGCUUUAACCACCGCUGCGGAUCAGCAGAAUCGUGCAGCCAAAGCUGCCAAGAUGGCAGGGUACCUCGGUAAGACGCACGAGAAGGUCGCAUCUCUUGUGGAGAUUGCGAAGCGAGAGGGGGCAGAUGUGAGUAGGGUCGAAGUGGCUAUGAAGCCUAUGCUCGACGCCGUCGACCACGCGACUACUUUUUGGAGCGCCAGACAAGCGAAGGGCACCAAAGCUCGGUAGCGCUUCGAUGAAAAUUUUCGUUUACUUCCAUUUACCAGUAGACGGCGCUAGCGUUUCUUAGGAGGCUGGCUGGCUCUUGACUUGAUUUAUUUAUUGGACGCACUUACUCAAUUACAGCCCACUGCAACACCUCGCAACCCCACAUUAUCGCAUUGCACUUAUCCGCCCCAUCCCAUCCCAAUCCAUGCUCUCGCACUUCGCGUCAUUCUUGAUACAGCUAGCUAGUGUCUCAUCCAUGUCCAUACAUCUGCUAUGGAGCGUGUAACUUCGUGAAUGUAUGAAGGACUCAUGGUCUACAUUUGUGGAGGAGGUCGGGAUGCAGGUGGACUGUUUCACUGGCUUCGAGAGAAUUUUAAGAUGCGUUUCGGGAUGUGACAUGGACAUUUUGUUCUCACGUUUCUUCCCUUACCUCCGUCGAGUCCGAAUGGUGGCACCCGCUCUUAGCU